This is a messenger RNA of Brassica oleracea var. oleracea, 1067 nucleotides long. RefSeq names its product 40S ribosomal protein S4-1-like. Gene Ontology annotation, cellular component: cytosolic small ribosomal subunit; ribosome. The coding region runs from base 92 to 880 and encodes 262 amino acids. Gene Ontology annotation, biological process: translation. The transcript has 5 exons. The record is from RefSeq and is a predicted model, not a curated record. Lineage: Eukaryota; Viridiplantae; Streptophyta; Magnoliopsida; Brassicales; Brassicaceae. Gene Ontology annotation, molecular function: structural constituent of ribosome; RNA binding.
UAGGGUUUUAGUUUAUUUCCUUUUGAUAUAUAAACGUAGAGGAAGUGCCGCCGCAAAAGAAUCAGAAGUCGUCCUGCUCGCAACAAAAAAAAUGGCAAGAGGAUUGAAGAAGCAUCUGAAGAGGCUCAAUGCCCCCAAGCAUUGGGAUCUUGACAAACUUGGUGGUGCCUUCGCUCCCAAGCCCUCUUCUGGACCCCACAAGUCUAGAGAAUGCCUUCCUCUCGUCCUGAUCAUCAGGAACAAGUUGAAGUACGCUUUGACAUACCGUGAAGUCAUCUCCAUCUUGAUGCAAAGGCAUAUCCAAGUCGAUGGUAAAGUCAGGACUGACAAGACUUACCCUGCCGGCUUCAUGGAUGUUGUCUCCAUCCCCAAGACGAAUGAGAACUUCCGUCUUCUCUAUGACACCAAGGGACGUUUCCGUCUCCACUCCAUCAGGGAUGAGGAAGCUAAGUUCAAGCUUUGCAAGGUUAGGACGAUCCAGCUAGGGCAAAAGGGAAUCCCUUUCCUCAACACAUACGACGGUCGCACCAUCCGUUACCCCGACCCACUCAUCAAACCGAACGACACCAUCAAGCUCGACCUCGAGGAGAACAAGGUCGUGGACUUCAUCAAGUUCGACGUCGGCAACGUUGUGAUGGUGACUGGAGGGAGAAACAGAGGGCGUGUGGGUGUGAUUAAGAACCGUGAGAAGCAUAAGGGAAGCUUUGAGACGAUCCACAUUCAAGAUUCAACCGGACAUGAGUUUGCCACGAGGUUGGGCAAUGUGUUUACCUUGGGGAAAGGGACGAAGCCGUGGGUGUCUCUUCCGAAGGGGAAAGGUAUUAAGCUUACCAUCAUUGAGGAAGCUAGGAAGAGGCUCUCUGCUCAACAAGCUGCUUAAAAAAAAAUUAUUACCAAAGGAUGUUUCGUUUUACUACUCGCUACUUGUCUGUGUUUUGAGGUUUUUUUCCCCUUUCAUGUUGCUUGCAAAACUCUAUUACAAGACAGUUUAAGUUUCCAGUAGUGUGUUUUGUAUUGAAAUUUUAGUAAUUUUACUCUUUAAAUCUGUUGACUUGAUAUUAAAACCA